Molecule: messenger RNA, 722 nt
Organism: Drosophila teissieri
Lineage: Eukaryota; Metazoa; Arthropoda; Insecta; Diptera; Drosophilidae
Product: dynein regulatory complex protein 8
Exons: 4
Coding region: 122-694 (190 amino acids)
Molecular function (GO): calcium ion binding
Source: RefSeq, a predicted model, not a curated record
CUUAGUAAUGUUUCAAUCGAAAAACACAUAAAUCAGGAAAAAAAAUAGUAUUUAAAAAUUAUCAGUGUACAUAAUUAAAAAAAUUAUUAUUAAAUUCUAAAGUAUAAAGUAUAUACCCGCGAUGGAAAUUGGUGUUACCCUAAACAACGAACUUGAGGAAAAGAUUUCGGAAGCAUUUUGCAUUUUUGAUACGCAUGGCGAUAAGUAUAUUGAUUCCCGAAAUGUCGGCAACGUCCUCCGAUUUUUAGGUUGCGUGCCCACCGAAAAAGAAGUCGAAGAUGUCAUAAAGGCCACCGAUUCAGUUGACUAUCCAGGGGAAAUCCAUUUGGUCAGGUUUAUGGAACAUGUUUCCAAACUUCUGAUGGAUCGACAGAUGGAACCGGCAUCGUCGGAAAAGCUUCUCCAGGCCUUUGAGUUGCUUGAUCCAGAAAACAAGAAGUAUCUGACGAAGGAGUAUUUCGGCAAAUUAAUGGCGGAGGACGGAGAACCCUUCAGCGCUGAAGAACUGGAUGCUAUGUGGCCUGUGGCCAUUGAUCCCAUUACUGGAUACAUCCCCUACACCUUCUACAUAAAUCAACUCAAGCACAAACCCAAGAUCUAUGACAUUGCGGAGGUUAUUAAAGAGGAAUUGGCACAAGCCGAAAAAGAAAAGGGCAAGAAACCACAACAAACAAUGUUAAUGGACCUAAAAUAAUUCAAUUGCAAAUAACGUUUAAAAUAAA